AUGUCUUAUCAAAUUACAGAAAAGAAAGACUUGACUUAUGUUAUCACGGAAAAUAGUAUCCCCCAAGCACAACUAGAAAAAAAUUUCAGUUUACUAAGUACAUGUGCAUUUCAAUUCACUUUGAUAUGUUCAGCACUUGCAAUAGGUACAUUUCUAAGUACCGUGAUAGGAGUAGGAGGUAGUCCAGUACUAAUAUUUGGAUUCAUUGUUGCCAUCACCUUUGAUCUCAUUAUUUGUUAUUCCUUAGCCGAAUUAGCGUCUGCUUAUCCACAUUCAUCGGCUCAAGUUCAUUGGACAUAUUGUUUAGCAUCGGAGAAAUACAAACGUAGUCUUAGCUUUUUAACUGGUAUUUUAUCAUGUGCGGGUUGGAUAUUUGCUUGUUUUAGUUCUACUUAUGUGGCAUCAAUGUUUAUUUUGGCAUUGGCACAAAUUUAUCACCAAGACUAUAUCCCAAAAAGUUUCCAUUAUUAUCUUGUUUAUUUGGCAGUGUUUUUAUCGGGUUAUUUGGUCAAUGUGUUUUUAGUCAAAUUGUUACCGUUAAUCACCAAUAUUUCAGUUGCAGUAAUAAAUUUUGGAACAUUCUUUAUUAUUAUUACACUUUUAGUCAAAUCACCAAAACAAUCUGCUGAGUUUGUGUUUAAAAAUAUCAUCAAUGAAACGGGCUGGUCCUCCAAUGGAGUGGUAUUUUUCUUGGGGAUGUUGCCUAGCUUAGCCUGUGUCACAUUAUUUGAUGGAGCAGUACAUUUGACAGAUGAAAUUGCCCAACCAGAACGAAAUAUACCGUUAGUGAUGGUUAUAUCAAAUACACUUUCUGGCGUUAUGGCAUUUUUCGCUGCUAUAGUCUACAUGUUUUGUGUGGUGAAUGUCAACAACUUAUCAAAUCCAGUAGGUGGAGAACCAAUUGUGCAAUUAAUGUAUGAUUCUUUUCAAUCGGAGGCAUUAACCACAAUUGGAGUCGUUUGUUUAAUAUUGACUUUUGUUGGCUCGUCUUAUAUGUAUUAUACCAGUACUUCAAGAUUGAUUUGGUCAUUUGCAAACUCAAAUGGACUUCCCUUUAGCAAAUACAUAGGUGAGGUUUCUUCAAACUUGAAAAGUCCAGUUUAUGCAUUGUCUUUCUUGACGGUUCUUUGCAUAAUCAUUGGAACAUUAAUUAUGGGAUCAGAUGGUGCAUUGAAUGCUGUCUUGGGUACAUCAAUGGUAUGUAUUAACUUAUCAUAUUUGAUACCCAUUGCAUGUUUAUUGGUGAAAAGUAAAUUUUCCACCACCCAUAGAUUCAAUGAACGUCCAUAUUUUUGUUUGGGAAAAUUUGGAUUGCCAAUGAACAUUGCCUCUGUCCUUUGGGUGUGCUUUAUUAUGGUAUGGUUGAAUUUCCCCUUGAGUUACCCGGUGACAUCUGAUAACAUGAACUAUGCUUGUGUGGUAUUAGGAAUAACCUGUAUUAUUGGAAUAAUAUUGUGGUUUGUUCAUGGAAGAAACCACUAUGACCAUAAUAUUGAUUUUAAACACUUUUAA
Candida albicans SC5314 is the source of this 1512-nucleotide messenger RNA. RefSeq names its product Hnm4p (gene HNM4). The record is from RefSeq and is a predicted model, not a curated record. The coding region runs from base 1 to 1512 and encodes 503 amino acids. Lineage: Eukaryota; Fungi; Ascomycota; Pichiomycetes; Serinales; Debaryomycetaceae. Gene Ontology annotation, cellular component: membrane. The transcript has a single exon. Gene Ontology annotation, biological process: transmembrane transport. Gene Ontology annotation, molecular function: transmembrane transporter activity.